AGGGCGCCAUUUGCUUCCUCUCUCAUUUAAAUCUUCAAAACCCUUGUGUGCCCUAAUCCCCAAUCUCUCUACUCUAUCUCUACAAUGAUUUCUCACACACAUGCAACGGACACCCAGACCAAAUCCACCGACCUCGCAUCCAAAAUCCUCGCCGCCACAACGCCGCAGCAGAUCGCCGCCGUGUGCGGCGCAAUCGAGUCGUUUCUCCACAAACACACCCCGGACCAGACUCGCUGGUUCUUCUCCAUCACUUUCCCAACCCUAAUUUGCAAAAUCUUCGGCUUCGCCGAGUCGCCACCUCACCGGCCUCCCCAGUCCCCCACCGCCUGGGUCGACUCGGUCGAUUCUGAGCUCGCUUCUAGGGUUUUCAACCUCCUCUCCCCGAUUGGUGUCUUGAUGUCUUCGAUUUCGGCCGUCGAUCGUCUUUCGUUGAUGAAGUACGUGUUUCCGAUCGAGCGAUUGCCUGAGUGGGUUAGGUUUUUGCUUCAGAGCGAGCGAGAUUGCCGGGUUUUGGCCGAUUUCUGUCCCUUGUUUAAAGGUAGGAUCAAGGAAGAUUCAAUUAAGGGUUCGUUUCAAGUUCAAUUGAAUGUGUUUGAGUAUUACAUUUUCUGGUUUGCUUAUUACCCUGUAUGCAGAGGAAAUAGUGAGAAUUCUGAUACUGUGAGGGUUAGGAGGAGUCGAAAGUUUCGAUUGGAGAUUGGGCUUCUUCAUUUCCAGGAUUAUCGAGCAAUAAGCGUGGUGGGUCAGAGCAGAAAGUUGAGUGUGGUUUGUAUUUACGCCUUCUUUAUUCAUGUCUUCGUGCAUUUGUGCCAAUUUUUGUUAAUACACACCAACCUUAUCGUAGCUCGCUUCUACAUUAUAAUUCGAGUUAUGAUAAUUUUGUUGUUGAUCAAGCCAAGUUCAUUGUUAAUACCCUGAAACACUUUUGGUUGA
This is a messenger RNA of Camellia sinensis, 933 nucleotides long. NCBI's taxonomy places the organism in Eukaryota, Viridiplantae, Streptophyta, Magnoliopsida, Ericales, Theaceae. The record is from RefSeq and is a predicted model, not a curated record.